AGCCUUUUGUAGUGUAUCUGAGUAAGCCCCUGACUUAACUCAUUGACAACUGUCAUCAUGUCGCCGAAGAAGACGACUGACGGUGGCUAUGUUCAGAAAGAGCAGGAGGAACAGCCAGAAGUUCCCGAAGAGGAAGCAGAACAGUCAGAAGAAGAGGAAGCAGAGCAAGCUAACGAAGAGGUGGAUGCACUGGCUCAGUUGAUGAUGGCUCAAGACCUUCUCGGUACGGUGAGCCUCUCCAGUGACGCUAAUCUGACAGAGAUUCACAACGCUUUACUGGACAAAAUCAAUGAGAUGGAGGACAUCAAGAAGGCUGUGGAAGUUGAACAGGGCAUCCGUCAGAAGGCUCAGAAAGAGGCCACUCGCAAGGUAGAAGUGGCAAAGGCGAAGGCUAUCAAAGACAAGGAGAACAAGGACAAGCGCAGUGGUCGAGAGUGGUUCAAGAUUGUGACGCCGUCAGGCAGGGUGCUCACGCUCUUUCUGGACAAGUCCAAGACGCUGGGACGACUCCGUAAGAAGGCAGUCAGGGCGUGCAAGGAGUUUGACAUGGGCAGUGGCAAGAAAAAGAAGAAGUGGAAUAGCAUCUGUCUGGUGCUCCCAAGCGGGAAGAACCUGACGGCAAAGAGCGGUCGCCCCUUCCUCUACAACCAGAAUGAGUUGUUGAACCAGAGGGUGUUGUUCAUCAUGUGGGAGGAGAACUUCAACACAGGCAACUACCCACAGCCCUUGAACCUUCAGGUCAGCAUGGACCAUGAGGAGGUGGAUGAGAACACAGAUGACGAGACAGACAGCGACGACGAUGAGUGAGUGAAGCCUCACAAUUCAGCCCACAUAGCCUUGUGAUUGAUUUCCUCUUUGGCUUCCGAAAGCAACG
Molecule: messenger RNA, 874 nt
Organism: Effrenium voratum
Lineage: Eukaryota; Dinophyceae; Suessiales; Symbiodiniaceae
Source: the annotation of a GenBank genome assembly